CUAUAGUCCCUUUGGAAGAACAGCCUGGCUUGAGGUCGUCUCAGGGUCUGCUGCUGCUGGUCCAACUAUCCCAGAAACUGAAACUAAAACAAGCUCAAGUUAGAGAUGAGUCACUUCCCAAAGUGACGGCAGUCAGUCGCUGAGAAGUGACACCAGACAGACAGACAAGAACCCGGGGCACUGAAGCAGACAGGACGUUGAGGGUCGCCAAGGAGCAUGGCAGGUAGUCCAGAGGUGGUGGCCAUGGACUGCGAGAUGGUGGGUAUAGGACCUCUGAGGGCGAGCGGCCUUGCCCGCUGCAGCAUCGUGAACCUCUAUGGCACAGUCCUGUAUGACAAGUACAUCCGGCCCGAGGGAGAGAUCACGGAUUAUAGAACCCGGGUCAGCGGGAUCACACCUCAGCACAUGGUGAGGGCGACACCGUUUGGCGAAGCCAGGCUAGAGAUCCUGCAGCUCCUGAAAGGCAAGCUGGUGGUGGGCCACGACCUGAAGCAUGACUUCAACGCCUUGAAGGAGGACAUGAGCAAGUACACCAUCUAUGACACCUCCACAGACAGGCUGCUCUGGCAUGAGGCCAGGCUGGACCAUUACGAGCGCGUGUCCCUGCGGGUGCUGACGGAGCGCCUGCUACACAAGACCAUCCAGAACAACCGUCUGGGCCACAGCUCUGUGGAAGAUGCCAGGGCCACAAUGGAGCUCUACAGAAUCUCUCAGCGGCUCAGAGCCAGAGCCCAACAAGGGCUGUCCCGCUUGGGGGCGUCAUACUGAAGGUCAUCCUUGUCCAGGGACCAGAGGCUUCCACUCCUCAAGGACAGUAGUUUUCCACAGAUGUGACCCGCUUCUAACGACAGCAGCCAACAGUAACAAGAAAAGCAAAAAC
Peromyscus eremicus (cactus mouse) is the source of this 880-nucleotide messenger RNA. RefSeq names its product interferon stimulated exonuclease gene 20 (gene Isg20). Gene Ontology annotation, cellular component: nucleus. Gene Ontology annotation, biological process: negative regulation of viral genome replication; RNA catabolic process; DNA catabolic process. Gene Ontology annotation, molecular function: exonuclease activity; nucleic acid binding. The record is from RefSeq and is a predicted model, not a curated record. The transcript has 5 exons. Lineage: Eukaryota; Metazoa; Chordata; Mammalia; Rodentia; Cricetidae. The coding region runs from base 217 to 768 and encodes 183 amino acids.